Molecule: messenger RNA, 969 nt
Organism: Sphenostylis stenocarpa
Lineage: Eukaryota; Viridiplantae; Streptophyta; Magnoliopsida; Fabales; Fabaceae
Source: the annotation of a GenBank genome assembly
AUGGAGUCCAGUGGCGGCGUUACGGUGGUGGGAUCGGAUGCUCCGUCGGAUUACCAUGUAGCUCCGAGGACCGACAACCCAGCUCCAGCAAUCGGAUCCACGACGCAGAUUCCGGUGACGACGGGAAGUGCUCCGCCGCCAAAUCCGCCACAUACGGCGGCGAUGGAGGCGUCGCCGGCGUCGCUGCCGGCUAAGAAGAAGAGGGGCCGGCCGAGAAAGUACGCACCGGACGGGUCGGUGACCCUGGCGUUGUCUCCGAAGCCGAUAUCUUCCUCCGCUCCGUUGCCGCCGGUGAUCGAUUUCUCGUCGGAGAAGCGCGGAAAAAUUAAACCAACUAGUUCCCUGAGCAAAGCCAAAUUUGAGUUGGAGAAUUUAGGUGAAUGGGUGGCAUGCUCAGUUGGUGCUAAUUUCACUCCCCAUAUCAUCACUGUUAAUUCUGGGGAGGAUGUUACUAUGAAGGUAAUAUCAUUUUCUCAGCAAGGGCCUCGAGCUAUAUGCAUUCUUUCAGCUAAUGGUGUCAUAUCAAGUGUCACACUUCGUCAGCCCGAUUCUUCUGGGGGCACAUUGACAUAUGAGGGACGGUUUGAAAUUUUGUCUUUAUCUGGCUCAUUCAUGCCCAAUGAAAGUGGAGGAACACGAAGCAGAUCCGGUGGCAUGAGUGUAUCUUUGGCAAGCCCUGAUGGACGUGUUGUGGGUGGGGGAGUAGCUGGUUUAUUGGUGGCUGCAAGUCCUGUGCAGGUAGUGGUAGGAAGUUUUCUAGCAGGAAACCAACAUGAACAGAAGCCAAGAAAACAGAAACAUGAAGUUAUAUCAAGUGUGGCACCAGCUGCAAUUGUUCCCAUCUCCACUCUUGAUCCAAUACCAAUUCUAUCAUCAGCGACUUCCAUCCGUGGAGAAAGUUGGUCUGCUACGCCAGCAGAGGCCAAGAGUAAGCCAGCUGACAUUAACGUGUCGCUUCCAGCAGGGUAA